Messenger RNA from Soboliphyme baturini, 1809 nucleotides. NCBI's taxonomy places the organism in Eukaryota, Metazoa, Nematoda, Enoplea, Dioctophymatida, Soboliphymatidae. The record is from the annotation of a GenBank genome assembly.
AUGCAGGUGCGAAUCUGUGGCUUAACCGACAGCGGAAAGAAAAUCGUCUCUUCUUUUGCUGGCCAUUGCAAUCCAAUCGUAGCGUGUUUUUUCGAGUCGGGCUCUUAUGACCAAAAGGGAGUCAAGCUGACGAGUGCCUUUUACCACAAAAAGCGACGGUUGCUUGUGUCUGGGCAUUCGAACGGUUCGUUUCUGCUGCACGAGAUGCCGGAUUUCAACCUGAUUCACAGUUUAAACAUUUCCGGAUACGCGAUCGACAGCGUGACGAUGAACUCCACCGGCGACUGGAUUGGCAUUGCCUCAGCCGAACUCGGCCAACUGGUGGUCUGGGAGUGGCAAAGCGAAACGUUCGCCAUGAAGCAACAGGGCCAUUUCAACAAGAUGAGCUGCCUUGCUUAUUCUCCCGAUGGUGCCACUAUUGCGACCGGUGGAUACGAUGCUAAGGUAAAACUGUGGAAUAUCCAAGAUGGUAUAUGCUUUGCGACUUUCACUGAACACACAGAUGCUGUAACUGGCGUUACUUGGACACAAAGUGGAAAGGCGAUUUUGUCGUGCUCUUACGAUGGAACAGUGCGUGCGUUUGAUCUCAAAAGGUAUCGAAACUUUCGUACGUGUGUCACACCGCAACCAGUUCAGUUGAGUUCAGUUGCCGUUGAUGUUGCCGGUGAUCUUGUCUGCGCUUCAGGACAGGACACGUUCGACAUAUUCAUAUGGUCGGUGCAGACCGGAAGACUGCUUGAGGUGCUAAGUGGCCACGAGGCUCCGGUCAGCGACGUGUGUUUCUGUCCAACUGAGUCCGCGAUAGCCAGCUGCUCAUGGGACAAAACACUUCGCAUUUGGGACAUUGCUGAAGGCAAAUCCAGGAGAGACGUUAUUCAGUUGAACACCGAAGACAGACCUGGAUAUGUGUUAUUUUUCAUGGUCAGCGAAUGGAACAACGUCCAAAUGAACACCAUCGAAGGCAAGUUUGACCUGGAUCCAAAACGUUCUGACACCGACGUCAUAACAGCGGCUAAAUCGGCUACUUCGAAAUCUUUCACCUCAAUCGCUUUUUCGCCUGAUGGCGAAUGUCUGCUGGCCGGUGGCCAGUCACCUUUUUUGUGCCUUUACAGUGUGGAGCAGCAGAUGUUGCUGAAAAAGUUUAAAAUCACAUGCAAUCGUUCGCUGAAUGCUGUGGAUGAUGACGUUGAUAUGAGGAAAAUGAGCGAAUUUGGAAACAUAGAAUUAAUCGAUGCGAGUGACGAUGAUGAAUUGACGAACAAAUCCGCUAUCAAAUUGCCAGGUGUCCGAAAAGAGGACAUAGGCAUAAGGUCGGCUAGACCAGAAGUACGUAUCUACAGUGUUCAGUUUUCUCCCACCGGAACAGCCUUAGCAGCAUGUACUACCGAGGGUUUACUGAUUUAUUCUUCGAACAGUCAGACGUUGUUCGACCCGUAUAUGCUGGACAGCGACGUAACCCCUAAAGCGGUGUAUGAGAAGCUGGAUCAGCAGUCAUUCGCCGAGGCGCUUAUCAUGGCUUUGAAACUGAAUCUUCAUGAACUGAUUACUAUGACAGUGGAAAGGAUCCCUUCUAAUGAAAUCGAUGCCAUUUGUCGGGCGCUUCCAGAAAUUUACGCUCAGAAGUUGCUGCGUUUCGUCGGCGAUACGUUCGGAAAGACAAUCCACGUCGAAUUCUACCUCUUGUGGACCCAUUCCUUGUGCGUGCACCACGCCACCAACUUCAAGAACAUGCUGAAGCAUUCUCUUCCUGCCAUCACUGCUGCCCAGCAGUCCCUCAACCGAAGGCAACUGGAGCUAAGUCGCAUGUAA